Molecule: messenger RNA, 1320 nt
Organism: Hemicordylus capensis (graceful crag lizard)
Lineage: Eukaryota; Metazoa; Chordata; Lepidosauria; Squamata; Cordylidae
Product: tetraspanin-6-like
Exons: 7
Coding region: 312-1049 (245 amino acids)
Cellular component (GO): membrane
Source: RefSeq, a predicted model, not a curated record
UGGCAAUCAAUGAGACAAUAUGAGGAGGGAAGUCUUUUGAAAUUUGAAUUCCUUCUGGCUUCAGCUGGCUCAGGAGCAAAGCCCCCAAGGCCCCAAAGUGGUUCAGUUUGCUUCAAUGGAGCUACUCUGGAACAAGUGGUUUAGGGCUUUUAAUUGUUCCUUUAGAAAGUACUUGGCAUUUGCCAUAAAAGGGAGCAUUAGCUUGAAAUUAGUAACAAGUGUGACAAUUUGAAACAUUUGUAGGAAUCAGUAUAUCUGUUCUCACUGGGGGUUUAAGAGGUAUAGGACAGAACAAGACAGAAGUCAGCAAGAUGAAGGAGAGGGAGAUUAGUACCAAGGAAAGGCUUGUUAAAGUUUGUUUGUGGUUGACGAUCUUAUUCUACUGGAUUUCAGGAGUUCUGCUGAUGUGUUUCGGUGUCUCUGCUCAAAUGAAACUCCAUGAUGCUCUGGUAGUGGUGAAUGAAGCUAUUUCGGGAGUUUCUGUGACUGUCACAGUGGUUGGCACAAUCAUUGUCCUUGUUUCUACCUUUGGGGCAAUUGCUCUACUGAAAUACAGCUCUAAAAUGUUAAAACUGUUCACAGGCAUGUUGCUGGCAGUCUUGCUCACUGAACUCAUAGUUGGUGCUUCUGCCUACACUUACAGAAAGAAGUUGCAUCAAACUUUAUUGAGAGGUUUCUUGAAGACCUUGGACAAGUAUGAUGAAGAACUGCAGAUCAGUAAAGGGGUGGACAGCCUACAGAGACAGUUCCAGUGCUGUGGUGCUACAAACUAUACAGACUGGUUGAAUACUACAUUUGGAUCUCUCUCUUCAUCUGUCCCAACAAGCUGCUGCAAGGUAUCAGUGGAAAGCUGUGUUACAGAUCUGGACAAAGAUGCAAUGGACAUCAACCAGCAGGGUUGUGUUCUAAAACUGAAGAAGUGGGUUGAAGAACACAUUGCUGCCAUUGAAGGGAUUGGGAUUUUCAUAGGACUUGUACAGAUAACUGGGAUCUUGUUCUGCUUUCUGCUGCUGGGAAUACUAAAAGAAACCUAUGCAAGUCUUGAAUGAAUUUAAAAAGUGGAUGUGAAUUUUACAGCUGUAAUCAGAAAGUGAAAUGCACUGUCCUCUUGCUCUGCUGAUUAUGUUGCAUAAAUAAACAUGCUGCACUAAUGAAUGACUUGCAUUCAUGAAAGACACAGACCAGAGAUGCCCUGCUUACAGAAGAAAGUGAGGGGUGGUGGUGGUGGUAACUUCAGUGUACCAAUCCUUUAGUUACUAAAUUGCCAUUUACUUUUUUAAGCAUUUACAGGAUCAGAUUAAAUGUGACACUAAGCCCUGA